This is a messenger RNA of Anopheles funestus (African malaria mosquito), 1246 nucleotides long. RefSeq names its product mitochondrial 2-oxodicarboxylate carrier. NCBI's taxonomy places the organism in Eukaryota, Metazoa, Arthropoda, Insecta, Diptera, Culicidae. The transcript is spliced from 6 exons. The coding region runs from base 94 to 1011 and encodes 305 amino acids. The record is from RefSeq and is a predicted model, not a curated record.
CUUUAACAUUUACAGAAUAUUCCUUGAUCUUUUGGCCGAAACGUUCCAAGAGAACACCUUUAACUCAUCUCUAUUAGUUACUCUCACGGUACGAUGCCUUCGGAUGUGAAGGAGUUUCUACGCCAAGCGGCAAUGCAAGUUGGCGCCGGUGGAUCGGCCGGUUUCGUAGAAGUGUGCAUCAUGCAUCCAUUGGAUUUGGUCAAAACAAGGCUACAGCUGCAAGCCAGCCCUGUUGCGGGUGUGGCAAAAUCGACUACGUACUACAAUGGCGUUUUCGAUUGUAUCAGAAAAAUGGCCAAAACGGAAGGAGUAUUUUCACUGUACAAAGGCAUCUUGCCUCCGGUGCUGGUUGAAACGCCCAAACGAGCGGUGAAAUUUUUAACCUUCGAACAGUACAAACGCUUCUUCAUGUUUGGAUCGGACAAACCUACGCCCCUGACAUUUUCCUUGGCAGGUCUAGGAGCGGGCGUGACGGAAGCUAUUCUUGUAAAUCCAUUCGAAAUGGUAAAGGUAACCUUGCAAGCAAACAAAAACAAGAUGGGUCAGGUACCAAGCACUUGGGCUGUUACGAAGCAAAUCAUCAACGAAUCCGGCUUCGGGUUGAAUGGAUUGAAUCGUGGCCUUACGGCCACUAUCGGACGAAACGGAGUGUUCAAUAUGAUCUACUUUGGAUUUUACCAUAGCGUGAAAGGCAUUGUUCCGGAGUAUAAGGAUCCUGUGCAAGAAUUCUUACGCAAAGUUGGUAUCGGGUUCGUGAGCGGAACACUUGGCUCGAUCGUUAAUAUUCCCUUCGAUGUGGCAAAGUCUCGAAUCCAGGGACCUCAACCAGUUCCGGGGCAGGUGAAGUAUCGUACCACAUUCGGCUCGAUGAUGAUCGUUGCCCGUGAGGAAGGAUUCGCAGCGCUUUACAAAGGUCUCACCCCGAAGGUGAUGCGUUUAGGGCCGGGCGGUGCAAUUAUGCUGGUAGUUUACGACUAUGUGUACGCUUUUCUGGACGAUUACUUCAAGUAAAUUGCGUAACGUACCGAUCGGACAAAGGGGAUCGCAACAUUCGCAAAUAACAACAACAUACCAUUAGAUAGAGCAGAUGUUUCCUUCCUUGCCCACUUGUUUUGAAGCUCGGUGUGGUUUAUAAAUGGCAUUUAUUUACAUACUCAGGUGCAUUUUGUAAUACGCGGUAACGAUUCGUGUGUUGUAAGGCAACACAAUUUAUACAACGUUUUGGAGUAAAUUUUCUUCUCUUGAA